UGCAUGCGAACUGGUAGUACGAAAAUAGCAUUACGUGCGCGUUCAUGUGGUUGGCCGUUUGUGAAGUGGUGUUAAGAUUGCUCCGCCGGUGCUUGUGUAAGGUGAAGCAGGGGACGAGUGUUCGUUGGGCUGGGGCAGUCGGUAGUCGGUGGAAGAGCAAACAUGGGGCGUUUGCACUUAAGAAGUCGUGAGUCCGAAUCUUUUACCGUCUUGUUUGGUCGGUUUCUUGAUCCAGAUCUCCAGCGAUCUGCAAUGAUCUUCGAUAUGUACUUCUCCAUCUUGUUGCUCUUAUUCGGCAGCGUCGCUGCUCAAGAGCGUGACAAGUUCUGCAUCGCUGCGAAGCCACCAUUAGCGCUUCCUGGUUGCACUAAGCAAUGUCUCAUUGGAGAAGGAAAGGUCCUCGAUGGCAAUUGUGCCGAUAACCUCGAAGGCUUUUGUGAGCUUUCCGACGUUGUUCACAUACACUUCAAUAUGUAUGGUGUAUGUCUUCUCAACGCUUGUCCAAGUGUGACAGACCGACAAGACUACGUAAACAUGUUCAAGGCGGCGUGCAAAGGAACACACGAAGAUUACUUCGAAAAUGAGUUUAACUAUGGGGGUAAUGAGUUCAACUAUAAAGAUUUGCUCACGGGAAAGCCAUCAGGUAGUAUUGCAGCGAGUACUAAGGAUUCGGCGACUAGCUUUGAGGCGAUGUCAACGUAUGAGACCACUAUUGAGAUACUUACGUCGAAUACUCCAUCACCAUCGACCAGCACUUCGGCAUCGUCAAGUUCGGAGACGGAGAAGUCAUCAGAAGCGCCAUCGCCGCCACCCGCGACUUCGACGCCAGCUGCAGCACCUAGCUCUACGAACGAAGGAAAACCUACAUCCGUUGUUGCAGCUCCUGCUCCAAGCAAUACUAUCCCUCCGAACGACGUCACUAUCCAGUCGCAUGUUCACAUCACGAUCUCCAACUCUGAGCUGCCAGCCCCCACAAAUACUCAUGCUGCAGAACCGACUCUAAGUACGACUUCCAUUGCCGGCAUAGCAGCGGGCGGCACUGUAGCUAUUGCUCUGAUCAUCGGCCUUGUGUUCUUCUUCCUGCGUCGCCGUAAGCACCGAGCCUCUCUCGCUUCAUCCGCAGACAUUUGGGAGCCCUCUCGCAAUACUAGUCCAAACCCCAAACUUCCAGUUAUCGAGAAUGAUUCAAGCUUUGGUCGUCACUCAAAAGUCGAAGCCGGUCCACAAAUGCAUCAGCACUCGAAAGCCGAACUACAUAGCGAAAGCGCACCGCCACCGCCACGCCCCCAAACUGCACACAAUGGCUAUCCGAACCCACCGGAGAUGCGCGGCGGAAGUGGUAAUGAGAGCUCGCGAUUCUACCGCCCAGCACAACAGUCACAUCUGCACCGUCAUGGUAGUAACAUGGAUUCUCGAUAUCCCGAACUGGGAUCUCACACGGCACCGAGCAUACCGUCGCCGGCCUCACCUGUUUCGGCUUCUUCAACAAUGCAAGGCUGGCAUGCUAACACCCCAUCUGGAGUACCUACCAGCCGGAUGAGUAGUGCUGAUCUCCGCACCGAAGGAAUGAGAAGUCCAGUCAGCGAACUUGGUACGAAUACACCACUCCGCUCAACACGCUCGGCAGAGCUACACGGCGCUGAGAUUACGAGCCCGAUAAGUGAGCUUGGAAGCGACACCUUUUCCAGUGGUGGUAAUGGGGUGGCCGAACUGCAUACUGAUCCUGUACUGCCGUCGAAGCUUGGACCGGGCAAUAGAGGAGAUAUGACGGCUGUUAUCGCUGAGAUGGAGGGCUCUCACAUACAGAAAGGACACCGUCAUGGGUUGUCAACAAACUCGUAGUUCGUCUGGGUAGUCAUGGGCAUUUGAAUAUCUAGGUUGUACGAUAGACAUGUAGAUCUAAUACGGUGC
Molecule: messenger RNA, 1911 nt
Organism: Alternaria alternata
Lineage: Eukaryota; Fungi; Ascomycota; Dothideomycetes; Pleosporales; Pleosporaceae
Exons: 3
Coding region: 163-1842 (559 amino acids)
Source: RefSeq, a predicted model, not a curated record